Bombyx mori (domestic silkworm) is the source of this 3675-nucleotide messenger RNA. RefSeq names its product polyadenylate-binding protein-interacting protein 1 (gene Paip1). The coding region runs from base 308 to 1501 and encodes 397 amino acids. The transcript has 8 exons. Gene Ontology annotation, molecular function: translation activator activity. The record is from RefSeq and is a predicted model, not a curated record. NCBI's taxonomy places the organism in Eukaryota, Metazoa, Arthropoda, Insecta, Lepidoptera, Bombycidae. Gene Ontology annotation, biological process: regulation of translational initiation.
CAGGUAUGUAUACGAGUAUAUGGAGACGUGAACAAGUUUGAAUAAUUGUCAUGAACCUAGUAACACUUUACUAUACUAUAGUAUAGAGUUUAUAUAUAUCUACGUACCUAUCUACCACUGAGAUUUGAGAAUUGUAAUAAAUAGUACCUACCUGCUACUAAAUUACUAUUGCAUAGAUUUCUUUGUUUACGUGUCGAUCCUUGCGAACGAAAUACAUGCCUACGAAAAUAAAUAUAUCUAUCAAAGUCGUUUAUGGAAUUGUAUCAAAGCUGCAUUGUAAAACUGCUGCCGUGGACUAAUUGUUAAAAUGAAUAACGGUGAUAUUAGUGCUCCAAAAGGACGAGGCCGGGGGUGGCAAAUGAACAACCAGGCACGCGAGCUCCGGCGGCCUAAGGCAGUUUCAGACGAACCAAAGGUGGAUACUUCUAAAUCGAAGUUAUCAGCAGAUGCUAAAGAAUGGUACCCUGCAAAUUACACUUCUCAAGCGCUACCCGCUUACAACACUGAACCUGCCCCAUAUAGACCAUCUCGCCCCUCUGUACAAGGUAGACUUCGUCAAGCUCAAGAUCAAAAUCCAUACAAUUUGGAUGACAUGUCUUAUUCACUUGAAGAAGCUGAAAACAUGGAUCUACGGGAGAACAUAGCAAACUUGAUAACUGUUAUGUGUGAGAUAACCUUUGACCCGGGCAAGUUUGACACCUUGUGUGGUCCCUUGGUGGAUUCAUUUGCUUCAACACUUAAUGAUGAAAGCUAUACCAGACCCUUGGUGGAUGCCAUUGUUAAUCAGUCAAUCGGCGAAGCUAAUUUCCGGUACAAUGGAGCUCGUUUGUGUUCAAUGUACGAUUCAGUGGCGCAACCUGAGGAGUCUGUAUUCCGCGAGUGCCUGCUCGAGCGCUGUUCCGUUGAGGAAAACAAGAUUAUCAGCGGCUUGGAAACUUCAGAGGAGAAUAUGCGUGGAUUUGCUAUGUUCCUUGCCGAGAUUUAUACUCAGCUUGAGGAUAGUCAAGGAGGAAGAAUAAAGACUCUCGGUGAAAGUCUCUGCAAAGUUUUUCUGCAUCUAUUGGACACUGAUAAGGAGUCAAACAUCAAAGCUGUUUGUCAACUGCUCAAGUUGUCGGGUCUGGCCCUCGACGCGGACUGCCCGACGGGGAUGCACGCGACGUUCGAGCGGCUCCGGCGGCGCGGGUCGCUGCCGCUCGUGCGCGCCGUGCUCGACCUGCGCGCGGCCCGCUGGGGGCUCGCCGACACCUCGCACCAACACGUUGGCGGCAUGAACGGCGGGUCGGAUUACGUAGAGGGCGGUUUCCUGGCGGACGGUCACUCGCUGACCGCCGAGGAGCGCGCCUUCCUGCAGAGCAACCUGCCGCCGCACAAGCACCAGCCCAUAGACGACGAUAUACUGGAGGAGCUUGAGAACGACUCGUGGGAGACUGGAAUGGAUCCUGAAAUGCAGGAGAGCUUCCUCGAGUUUCUCAAGAUAUCGAAUCAGAUAAAGCGAUAACCGCCCCGGACAACGGAACCCUCACAACGCGGGAGACAGACCAAUCUUACUUUACGAUUAGACAAUGGUCGAAAUAUUAUAAUAAAAUCAAAAAAAAAAAAUUAAUAAAAACUUUUAAAAAUCCUAAAAAGUCAAAGGAGUCAGGAAGUUGAGGUUGUCAUAGCAUUGCAUGCCCGUUGCCCAGUCUCUUAAAUUAAACUACUACUUAAAUUAAAAACGAAACGAACGCCAUCUAUGAUCGAAUAAAGACAUGUACUCACGCUUUGCGCUCGUCACGUGUAGCUUUCACAAUACAACAUAAACAUUUAGGUGCUCCAAUAGUUACUAAGAAAUAGUUUAAUAAAAGCUUAUUCAUAUUAAUUACGCUUUUUUAUUACGAUCAACAUAGUGUAGCGUAGGUUACUUGUCAGUAAAGAUUUUAUUGUCCUUAUUUUUGUGUUAGAUUGUUAGAAAACGCGUUUUGGUCUGUCUUCGAACCCGCAUAAGUGUUUACGUAUAACUAAUGUAUAAUGUUCAAGAUUUUUAUAUUUUGAUCAUUUGACGAAAAUAAUGUAAGCUGAGAAAUGUUAGAGAGAUAUUUUUUUAAAAGAGAUUUAUACGUAAACACGUCCGUAUGCGAUUGUAAAGACUAAAUGUAAACAAGCGCUUAGUGUUUACGAAAUUACCUCGAAAAAAACCUAUUGUAAAAUUGUCGAUUCAAUCUCUUACUAGUGGACAAAGAUACUUAUUACAACAAUUCAAACUCAACUGUGCUUUUGGUUAAAACGAACUCUUGUAUCACUUCCUCGUUAUGUGAAAUUAAUAAAAAAAAUACUUUCAAUAGUACAUUGUGCACCAAGGGAGAAAAGUUGGACAUUUCCUCCCACGUGUAAAAUGCAAACACGCGGGAUGAGAUGUUCUACUACUAUUUUUUCUCCUACCAGGCCGAAAGUUCGUGGAGUACCGAGCCGGGGUACAGGGGCGAAGCCCUGGCAGGGGGUAGGGGGGGCGGAGCCCCCCAUACUCAUAAGUAAACAAUGUAUCUUUUUUAAUUUUUUAAAUAAACUACCACAAAUUGAAUAAGAACUGUCUGAUGAAGUCAUUUUUGUUUAAUACUUCACUAUUAAAUUUUAUUGCCUUUUGUUUAUUUCACUUUUACACUAAACACAAUAUUGAAAAUUACCCAAGCACAACAAUGGCGGAGAAUUUUAGGUGCGUGAGAGCAGACGUAGACACUAACGCGCAUGCGCACUUGUCAGUACCCAGGGAGGAAAAGUUACACUUUCUUCCCUGUACAGCGGGAGGAAAAGUAAGACUUUCUUUCCUGUACAGCGGGAGGAAAAGUUAGACUUUCUUCCCUGUACAGCGGGAGGAAAACCGAACUUUUGGCGUAGGUAGGAGAAAAAAAUAAAUGCAAUAACUUUUGUAAUACGUAUAAGUCCUAUUUUUUUUUAAUUCCCACCUUUGUGAAGGCCAUAUUUUAUAAAUGUCUUGUUUACAUUUCGUCUCUCGAGUUAAUUUAGUGAUCUCUAAGUUUUCUUCUUUAUGCAUGUUAAUGACAAAAAAGCAUUUUCACGAAUACUGUCAACAAUAAAUAAUCGUAGUUGACGUGUCGAAUGGGUGCGGUUACAAUGCAAUGGUCCGUUCCUUAAGAGAGACCCGAGUAAUAUUUAGUUUUGUAUUUUCCAUUAGUUGAAAGGCUGAUGAAUUUUAAUGGUUUUAUUGAAUUUAAUUAUUGACUUUUAUUGAAAACGUUUCAGGAUACUAAUUAUUGUGUUUUAUAUUUUAUCAAUUUGUCCCUCGAUUUUAAUUGUCUCGGCACAAAUCUAUUCUCGUGUCUUAUUUUAGUUUCAUUAAACUUGAAACUGACUAAUAUAUGUUGGAUUGGAUUCGAUAAAACGUAUUCGCCUUAAGCGAACGGAAUGAUCGUUGCCUUGUGUGAGAUGUAUUUUUGUGGAUGACCUAAUUGCUAGUUAAUUUGAAAUGAUAUAGUUUUAAACUAAACAUUCAAUGAAUUGUUAUGAUGUUAGGUGAAUUUUACAGUGAAACGGGAAAGCAUAAUAGUAAAUUAAUGAAUUUAUUUAUUAAAAAAAGCAAUUAGGAGAAAUGUUUGUAAUAUUCCAUUGUAUUUUUGUUGCAGUGAUAUUAUGAAUGUUAUAAGAUUAAAUGGAUAUUUUAAUAAAAGUCAUUUCAAA